UAUUAAUUUUUUUGGAUGUUGUUUUUAUAUCUUAUCUUUGUGCUUCAAUAUUAGAUAUAUUGUUUAAUGAAGUAUGCAUUUUCAAUGUGUGUAGUGCCAAUGUUUAGUAAAUUGACUAAAUUUUUAAUGUUUUUAUUAUGUGUAAUAUUUAUGUAGCAAGACUUUUAGCUGCCAUAUGGACUAUAAUACAAACCACUUUUCAUCUAAUAUGGACAGUUUGGGGUUAUUAUGCCUAUAUGUGUAAAACAGUCCCAUCUCAUUAUUAUUUGGUAUUUGUAUACUUAACAUAUUUUUAUAGAAACACAUGUGGAAAAAUUAAACUAGAAGAUGAUGAGUUUUUUAUUGAAUUGGAUACAGAUCUGAAGAAUGGUAGCAUAAACUCAAGCGAAUAUUCCAUGUAUAAUAUUGUAAAAGAAAUAUUAAGAAAUGCUUCGUUACCAGAAGAAGCUUUUCCAGCAGCCAGAACACACAUUUAUAUUAAAAUUUUAAUUGUUAGUGAUAUUGUAUGGGUUAUAUCUGCAGUUUUAUUAUUUGUUGGGACUUUAUUAAAUGCUAAAAAAAUAUGGGCAUUAAUAGUUUAUGGACCUUGGUUAAUUUUAACAGGGUUAAUGGUCGUAAUGGACGUUUUAACUGCUGUACAUUUUGGAUUGGAUAUUAUAAAUAUAAGGUGUUUUACGAAUUAUCUGCGUUUUAUUGGCGUUGAAAAUUACAACGAUUUUAAAUACCUUGACAAUGUGGGCUCUCUGAAUCCCGUGAUGCCUUCAAUAAUAUUCGUUUGUUUGUCAUCGAGGUUUUUUAUUUUUUGGAUACCAAAUGUAUACGCAUUUUUUUGUGUUUUAAAUGCUGCUAUUGUAGCAUUCCAAUUAGGACCCAAACCUGGCAAAUCUACCGCAAUAAAUCUUAGUAAUAAUAUAGAGUCAUCAUUUAAUGAAAUUAAUUUAAACUCAUCACAAGCUCGAAUUAGAAAGUGGCAAUUAUUUUAUGGUGCAGCCGAAACUUCUAAAGCAAGUGCAGGUCCAAAUGAUUUGGAUCUAAAUUCUAACAGUAGAACAAGCAGCUUGAGAAAUUCAAGAAAAAAACACGUUAUGUUAAAUGAACCUCCUAUGAUAAAGAUACUAAAAAGAAGACCCGAUACAAUUUCAUCAAAUGGUUGUGGCUACAGUCAAAAUCCAUGGUCCUAUGGAACCUUGCCUGAUCAUCAUAAGCCCAAAACAAACCAUAAGAUACAUAUGGCUAAUGAAGUAGCUGAAUACGGUCCUGGCAGUAAAAUAAUGGAGUUUGUUAGCGGAGGACCUAAAAAGUACGCCUACAAAGUUUAUAUUGCGAGCACACAAGAAUAUAAGACUAUUGGCAAAGCUGACUAUGAUGUUAUACUAAACGGCGAAGAAGAGAACAACUACGAUACCUUGCCGUACGGGUUCCUAGAAGCUUUCGAUGAAGACACUGAGGUAAAAAUAAUAAAUAAAGAGUAUUUUAAUUUUAGUUUUUUAGAAUACACUACAUAA
This is a messenger RNA of Brassicogethes aeneus, 1505 nucleotides long. Lineage: Eukaryota; Metazoa; Arthropoda; Insecta; Coleoptera; Nitidulidae. The record is from the annotation of a GenBank genome assembly.